CUGCCGUCUACAAAAUAUUGCGAUUUUGACAAUUGACGGAUUUGUCGAUUCAGAAGUUGUUGCAUUGUUACUUCUUUUUUUCAAAAAAGAAGAAUUGAUUUAUCCUCAUACUUAUUGGUUUGUGUUGUAAGCUUGCUUUUUGUGUCAUCGCUGCAAUUCGAAUUUUACAGGACGCCUAUUAGCAAGGAAUACUUUCUUUUAGUAAUCUCUGUAGUUAAGUUUCUAUAGAAGCUUUGUACUUGGCUUUCUUGCAAUAAUGGCUAGUCUCUCCAACCGUUGUAUCAUUUUAUCAGAUGGUGUCGAGUAUGAUGUAACUGAACAAAUUCACGCCAACCCUGAAGUUAGCGAAGUUGCCCUCCGGUAUCACAAGAAAGAUGUUGAUGGUCUUUUAAAUAGCGCUAGCAGCACUGCCAAACAGAAAGAUGCCGAUACGAUUCGUAAAGUCUUGCAGAACACCUCGGCUCCUGUUAAAAAUAAAGAAUUUAGUGAUCUAGUGGAUCAAAAUAUUGGUGAUGGCUAUGGUAAUGAUUUUGUUGUUAAGCCGACCAAUAUCGACAAAGAUUAUGAAAAAAAUCAUUUCUUAGAUUUGAAGAAGCCAUUAUUGCCGCAGAUUCUAUUUAGCAAUAUCUCCAAAGAGGUUUAUCUCGAUCAAGUCCAUCGUCCUCGACAUUAUAAAGGAAGUGGCUCUGCUCCUUUGUUUGGUAACUUCUUGGAGCCCUUUAGUAAGACCCCUUGGUACAUGAUUCCUAUGAUUUGGAUUCCCUGCAUCACAUACUUUUUCUUGCAGGCUUGUACCGGUAUUCCUGUUCCUGUCGCCGUCAGCUUCUUUUUUAUUGGUCUAGGUGUCUGGACGAUUGUGGAAUACUUUAUGCACCGAUGUCUAUUUCAUUUGGAUGAGUAUACCCCGGAUCAUCCCGUGUUCCUUACUCUUCACUUUUUGUUCCACGGUGUUCACCAUUUCUUGCCUGCUGACAGGUAUCGCCUUGUAAUGCCUCCAGCCCUGUUCGUUUUCUUUGCUACUCCCUGGUACCGUUUGGUUCGUUUAAUUUUCCCCUAUCAUAUGGCGAUUGCUGGUUUCUCUGGCGGUGUCUUUGGUUAUGUCUGCUAUGACUUGACUCAUUACUUUUUGCACCACAGACGGUUGCCCAAUGGAUAUUUCACUCAGUUAAAAACUUGGCACUUGGAUCACCAUUAUAAGGAUUAUAAAUCUGCAUUUGGUGUCACCAGUCCGUUUUGGGACCGUGUUUUUGGAACUGUUGGACCUAUGUUGAGUAAGAACAACACAUCGGAAACUGUGAAGACCAAGUAAGCGGAACCUUCGCUAUUGAGGAAAGUGCUGCUAUCGUUAAAACCUUCGUCUCACAGUUGAUUCUUGUGCAGUACGUUAUAUUAAGUCUUACUGAUAUCUGCUUUGCUUCCUUGCUUUGCAUCAGAUCCGUUCAGUCGUUACUUUCCUCGUGGUAAUGCUUUUCGAAUUAGCUGAGUCUUUCUUUUUGUACAUUUUAUUAUCCCAAAGUGGCCUAAUUAAUUAUUCCUAUCUGUUGUGUUCAAGGGUUUUCGUGGGUGUGGAAUUCCUUUUUACUAAUUCUUUCUGAGCAACGUUCCCGAAGACCUUUUGUAUUCUGUUUUUUGUUUAUUAUGUAUUGAUUGUAUCUUCCUAUGAAGAGCAUUUGGUUUUUCACAGAGUAUAUAAAAAGAAUAAUAUUUGUUGAUAAGAAAUUUGUUAGGAGACAAACUGUCUCGUAUUAAGUAAUGUAG
Molecule: messenger RNA, 1758 nt
Organism: Schizosaccharomyces cryophilus OY26
Lineage: Eukaryota; Fungi; Ascomycota; Schizosaccharomycetes; Schizosaccharomycetales; Schizosaccharomycetaceae
Product: sphingosine hydroxylase
Exons: 2
Coding region: 257-1309 (350 amino acids)
Biological process (GO): lipid biosynthetic process; fatty acid metabolic process
Cellular component (GO): membrane; endoplasmic reticulum
Molecular function (GO): iron ion binding; fatty acid 2-hydroxylase activity
Source: RefSeq, a predicted model, not a curated record